GCGGUGGUCGCACUACGACCGCAAUGCAUUAUUUUUUGGUUUUCUUCAAGAUGGCGGAUUCGGAAGAGAAAGACAGGUAAGUUUUGAAUUGAUUUUCUAUUUCUAUUCAGAGUUUUUACUUUGCAAUUCUGACUAAAAAGAAAGCUACACAUCAGAACGUUAUCUCUUCGUACUAUUUAAAUCGACAACGUUUGGAAUUCUAUCAAAAAUAUCAUGUCAUUUCAAACCCUUUUAUUUUGCCCGAUUUCAAAGGUGUCUUUAUAUUUGCAUAUAGCAGGUUAACUGUGCAUGAACCAGGUUCGAGUUUCUACUUUAUGUGAUCUACGAUAAUUAUUCGUGUCCUUUAUAUGAUCGCGCCCUCUAGCGCCCCUUGAAUUUGUACCUUUUGGGGACAUUCAUUUCAUGCUAUUUUCUGUGCUGAUUUUAGGUCUUUCUGCGAAGAUCUGUCAAGUUCUACUGCCAUGUUGGGAAAGCGGUCAUGCAUUCCAGAGGGGAAUACGCCUGGGAAAAAAAAAGACAAAGAGAAAGAGAAACGGGAAAGGCAACACAGUGAAAAAGUCAUUGUUUGAUAAUAACAUGAUUCAGGGAGAUGGCCAAAAAUUUGUCAAUGGUACUGUUUGGGUGACUGCAGAAUUGGCUGCAUUGGUUCAGCACAUAUGCUUGUAUUGGGAUGAUGCACACACUGAUAAAUGGCCAAAAACAAAAAACAUGAAAUUUUGGAAUGAAUGUGCGGUAUCUGUCAAUAAAAUGUGUAGUACUUCUCGAACAGGUUGGUUAUUUCAAUCUCCAGUUGCAUAUAUUAAUUUCUAAAAUCUAUUGUAACAGUUGUAGUUUGUAUUUGCAUUAGCUGUGUAGAUGGUAUAUUGCAGGUUUCUGUACAGUUAACAGUGGAAAAGAUUUUCACUUUUGGUGUAUUUUGUUCAAAAGAAUUUGAUGUUGAAGAUUUUUGGAGUUUGCAAUUUCCAGAAAAAAUCAUUAACACAUUAAUGGGUCAUUCCAGAAAACAUCCAUACCUCCCCCACGGAGGAAAUAGGAAGUUAACUCCCUACCCCCUUCAGAUGUCGUAAUACAUUUACUAUUAUCAGAAACAAUAUUUCCUCCCCUCCCCCUCCGGACGGCAGAAAUUUCCUCCUUGGGGGGAGUUAGGAUCUUUUCUGGAACGACCGAAUGCCAGACAUAAAUGUCGGCUGGAGCAGUUGGAAAAAAGCACAACAAUAGCCCUUCUGGCAACAGCCAACAGGUGCCCAAUGUGCAGUUUAUAACAACUAUGGAAUCUUCAAUAGGUUCCAUAAAAUAAAUGCAACAGUAUAAUUGUUUGGUAUCUUUACAGUCAUUUUCAACUGACUUUACAUACCUAAUAUUUUCAUACCUAAAUUAGUAAAUACGAAGUUGGUAACAAUGAAUUAAAUUUUUUUGUAGGCUCAUCAUGUAGGACUAAAGUCACAAAAUUUUUGGUUAAGAAGUUUGCAACAUUGUCUGAUGCAGAGGAAUUCUAUAAUAUUGAUUAUGUUACCAGUGCAACCAAUUCCAAAGACUUUGUUUCCAAUUCAACCCCAGCAAAGCAGACCACCAGUGAAAUAAAUUAA
This is a messenger RNA of Paramuricea clavata, 1586 nucleotides long. The record is from the annotation of a GenBank genome assembly. Lineage: Eukaryota; Metazoa; Cnidaria; Anthozoa; Malacalcyonacea; Plexauridae.